UCCGUGGACUCAGCGACCCGCGCGGGCUAACCCGCUCUCCUGCCGCCGCGGCGGCGGGCGCGGGGCCGCGCGGAGAGGCCGGAUCCCUGCAGCGCGGGCAGGCGGCGUCGCAGAGCCCAGCCAGCCAGACGCGCCAGGACUCCAGACUCCUGCAGUCCCUGGUGACUCAGGUGGCGGGUGCACGACCUCACAGGUCAUUGUUGACUACGGACUUUGCAUCCUGCUGGGCGUCUGGCUUGCGUCUUCCUCCCCAUCCUCCAGUCCGGGAGCCGGGAGUCUGCCGUCGCUGGAACCUGACUCUGCCUGUUGCGCAAGCUGCAGAUUGCCCAAACCGAGUGUGGGUCUCUUCGGACGCCUGUGAAAGGGCGCUAGGAUCGGCUUUUGGGGCAGCCCUUGGGGUAAAGCAGCUUUCAAUGAAUUAAAGCAGCUGGCGAUUCUACUCAGGACACAGGGACACCCUGGUGGAGGAGCCUACCUCUGGCACGUCUGUGGACUUGACUUCACAGCAUCCGCUUUGGUGUGUACAUCCGGAGGACCACACGCUUCUCUUCUUGGAGCCGCUCAAUGCCUGUGCGCACCCCAGACCCCAGCAAGGGAAGAAGGGAGAAGGUUCUCGGAUGACAAUGGACGUUCCACUGUGCAGGAUGAGGGCAGAGUGUGUGACAUCACCACCACGAGGGUGCAAUGUGAUCUUGGGCAUCUCCCUUCCUGGCCAGCACUCUGCCUCCUCUAUCCAUCAUGGUGUUUGGUGAGUUUUUCCAUCGCCCUGGACAAGACGAGGAACUUGUCAACCUGAACGUGGGGGGCUUUAAGCAGUCUGUGGACCAGAGUACCCUCCUGCGGUUCCCUCACACGAGGCUGGGGAAGCUGCUGACCUGCCAUUCUGAGGAGGCCAUCCUGGAGCUGUGUGAUGACUACAGCGUGGCCGACAAAGAGUACUAUUUUGAUCGGAACCCCUCCCUGUUCAGAUACGUCUUGAACUUUUACUACACGGGGAAGCUGCACGUCAUGGAGGAGCUGUGCGUGUUCUCCUUCUGCCAGGAGAUCGAGUACUGGGGUAUCAACGAGCUCUUCAUUGACUUCUGCUGCAGCAGCCGGUACCAGGAGCGGAAGGAAGAAAGCCAUGACAAGGACUGGGACCAGAAAAGCAACGAUGUGAGCACGGACUCCUCCUUCGAAGAAUCCUCUCUCUUUGAGAAAGAGCUGGAGAAGUUUGACGAGCUGAGGUUUGGCCAGCUCCGAAAGAAAAUCUGGAUUCGAAUGGAAAACCCAGCUUAUUGCCUGUCCGCCAAGCUAAUCGCCAUCUCCUCCUUAAGUGUGGUGCUGGCGUCUAUCGUGGCCAUGUGCGUGCACAGCAUGUCCGAAUUCCAGAAUGAGGACGGAGAAGUGGAUGACCCUGUGCUGGAGGGAGUGGAGAUUGCAUGCAUUGCCUGGUUCACUGGUGAGCUGGCCAUCCGGCUGGUCGCUGCCCCUUCUCAAAAGAAGUUCUGGAAAAACCCUCUGAACAUCAUCGACUUCGUGUCCAUUAUUCCCUUCUAUGCUACGUUGGCUGUGGACACCAAGGAAGAAGAGAGUGAGGACAUUGAGAACAUGGGCAAGGUGGUCCAAAUCCUCCGACUCAUGAGGAUUUUUCGAAUUCUGAAGCUUGCCCGGCAUUCGGUAGGGCUUCGGUCUCUUGGGGCCACGCUGAGGCACAGUUACCAUGAGGUGGGGCUACUGCUUCUCUUCCUUUCGGUGGGUAUCUCCAUCUUCUCCGUGCUCAUCUACUCUGUGGAGAAGGAUGAACUCGCAUCCAGUCUCACCAGCAUCCCUAUCUGCUGGUGGUGGGCUACUAUCAGUAUGACCACGGUGGGCUAUGGAGACACCCAUCCGAUCACCUUAGCCGGGAAGAUCAUUGCAAGCACGUGUAUUAUCUGCGGCAUCUUGGUGGUGGCCCUUCCCAUCACCAUCAUCUUCAACAAGUUUUCCAAGUACUACCAGAAGCAGAAGGACAUGGAUGUGGACCAGUGCAGUGAGGACCCACCGGGAAAGUGCCCCGAGCUACCUUACUUUAACAUCAGGGACGUUUAUGCACAGCAAGUCCAUGCCUUCAUUACCAGUCUGUCUUCCAUUGGCAUCGUGGUCAGCGAGCCUGACUCCACAGACGCUUCUAGCAUCGAAGACAAUGAGGAUGUUUACAAUACCGCAUCCCUGGAGAACUCUACCGCAAAGUGAGCAGGGGCAUUUGCACCGAUAUCUUGUGUCCCUUCCUGACAUUAGGUUAACACAGCUUUAUAAACCUUAAUGGGUUUGUUCAAAUAAAUCAUUUAAUUCUCAGGGUGUACCUUUUAGCCAUAGUUGGACAUUCAUUGCUGAAUUCUGAACUGAUAGAAAUUAUCUUUAUUUUUCUCAAGUGAGGUCAAUUAAAUGCCUUGUUCUGAAAUUUAUUUUUUACAAGAGAGAGUUGUAAUAUGUUUUUUUUGGGGAAAAGAGUAAAUGAUAUUGGGAAGGAUUUAUUGCUUCGGCUUAUGCAUCAUUCUGUACUUACCAUUCACUCACAUUGAGCUAACUCUAAAUUACUGACGAUAGAGCAGAGGCCCAGCUGACUGAAGACGACAUGCAUGUAAGAUCUACAACAUGAGACAAUGCAUGUAAAUCCAUGUUCAUGUUCCAGACAUGGGAAUUGGGAGCUCAAUAAACUUCUAAUUCAGUAUGGAGAAUGCUGUGUUUGUAUGUUUUUAUGUCAAGUAAAUAUAUUCUAUUAUCCCAUAAAUAUCGGAAUAA
Molecule: messenger RNA, 2763 nt
Organism: Alexandromys fortis (reed vole)
Lineage: Eukaryota; Metazoa; Chordata; Mammalia; Rodentia; Cricetidae
Gene: Kcns3
Product: potassium voltage-gated channel modifier subfamily S member 3
Exons: 5
Coding region: 739-2214 (491 amino acids)
Biological process (GO): potassium ion transmembrane transport; protein homooligomerization
Cellular component (GO): voltage-gated potassium channel complex; membrane
Molecular function (GO): protein binding; voltage-gated potassium channel activity
Source: RefSeq, a predicted model, not a curated record